Lodderomyces beijingensis is the source of this 741-nucleotide messenger RNA. The record is from the annotation of a GenBank genome assembly. Lineage: Eukaryota; Fungi; Ascomycota; Pichiomycetes; Serinales; Debaryomycetaceae.
AUGUGGAUUUAUUUACAAACCAAUCCGCUUGCACGAGCAAACGCGCAAGUCGGCCCCAUUAGAGGUGGAACUGAAAUCAUCCCCUUCUCCACAGUUACCAAAAACAACCAUGAACACGCCAAUAUCUACAUUGGCUUUUUAAGAGCCCACUUGAAAUAUUGCGGUUGCGGCCAAGUAAUGUAUCGGCCCAAUUUGUACAUUUUGCAACGUGACCCCGUUGCAGGAACUUUCAAGGCUCUAUAUUUAUCGUCAUCAAUAUCGUUCGAUAUACCUGUGUUUGGGUGGAGGAAUCGCAAGUUGCUAUGCAGCUCCAAUGCGCCUUCGGCACUCAUACCGAAUGGAAUCUCGUCCUGGGUAGUCGACCCGGUGACUGGGAAAGAUGUUUUGACACUAACGCUCAACGUUGCCGAUGAAAAUAACGAAAUUGUAUACCUCUACAAUCUCAAGUCGUUGGUGGAGGAGUUGUUGCAAGAUGCAGAAGAGUUGGGUGGGGACAAGUUAGGUGAAACUGGAGAGUCUGCGGUUGAUGCAGAACGGACACGAAAUGACCAAUUUAUGGAUUGUGUGGUGCGGGCAAGUACCAAGUUCUGCAAGAAUUAUGGUGAUGAGAUGACGGUAUUGGUGCUAAUGGAGAAGGCAUAUGCUGCUUUCAGGAAGAAAGAAGAAGAAAAGGAGAAACUUCGAAAAGGAACUCAGACCAAAGAUACGAAAAUUCAAGUGGAAAUGGAAAAAAAAAGGUAA